Anguilla rostrata (American eel) is the source of this 6450-nucleotide messenger RNA. It is a transcript of the gene map3k3, whose product is annotated as mitogen-activated protein kinase kinase kinase 3. Bases 1926 to 3785 code for a protein of 619 amino acids. NCBI's taxonomy places the organism in Eukaryota, Metazoa, Chordata, Actinopteri, Anguilliformes, Anguillidae. Gene Ontology annotation, biological process: protein phosphorylation. The record is from RefSeq and is a predicted model, not a curated record. Gene Ontology annotation, molecular function: protein kinase activity; ATP binding; protein binding. The transcript has 17 exons.
GCUCAAUGCGCGUUACCUUCAGCAAGAAAUCUGCAGAGAAGCUGCGCGCCCCCUUUACGAGUUCGUUGUGGUUUCGCAUUCUCGCUGCAAACAAUGUGAAGUUGUGUUAUUCAGUGCUUUUUUAAUUGGACAAAAAGGAAGACGAGACGUCGCUUGGAAAACUGCGCUACGUUCGCUUACGUUGGAGUGUUAUUUGGAUUUAUUUCGGAAACUGUCGGAUGGGUUCCGGUGGCUAACGUUUUUUCAGUCAGGAAAUUCACUGCGUUAAACUUAAUUUUACUUUCCACUGUUGAGCAUCAGGAUCGGACCUUUUCGGAAUGUUGCUUCCCGUGUCCUUCUUGUGAGUUUAUCUACCUUGCUAACAUUAAAAAUUGCGGGUGUGUCCAACUCCUGUUGAGUUUCAGCCUAGGCGAGUUUCGUGUCAGUGUAUACAAGACAGGACCAGAAAAGGGGGGGAAGUUAAGUAAUGGAACCGUCAAAGUUUCUGUGCGAUGCUUUGUUUACUUAAGUUUCCGAUUCUAAUUUAUGUAUGAAUAAUAUAGAAAAUAGUUUGGAGUAUUCUCACAUUUUAAAACAACCCGAUUGUUUUUACCCCCUCGUAAACUGGAGAGACGGUGGUUGAAAGUAUUUUCUGAAAGAUUUGGAGAAACUCCGUUCCUGCUGGUAUAGCCUAUAGCUAUGUCAGUUAAGCGUUAUAUGACGUUUUAAAUGUAUUUUAUUUUUAUGACUUUUGCUAACUUGGGCUGUUGCUGUAAUAGUAGCAUAGGUAAUCAUAGCCCAUUUAGUAUGCAUUUUCCAUAAGCUAUUUAUUAAAAUAUACUUGGUAGUGACUGCGAUUAGCUUUAUGCAUAAGGAUAUGUAGGCUAUAGCCUAUAUUGCCUGAAUAUCCUUUGUAAUUAAAUAAUAAUUUUAGUUGUAUUUUCAGCACGAAGCUGAUUGGGUUUUAGUCUGUAAUAAAUUAAGCCUGACAUUUGAUUUAUACUUUGAAAUAAUUAUCUAUAGUUAAAAACAUUUUUGUUGGGAAUAGCCUAUUUUGAAAACUGCUCAUGUGUUCGGAUAGAAGUGAAACAAUAACAGUUUCGUGAGAAGUGGGGAAGAGACAGAAAAAAAAUCUGCAAACUUAGCAGGAAAAGAGGCCAUCGAAAUCACGGAAACCGCUUCGUCCGUUCCCUCGAGUGUACAGUUACAGAUGGAUUUCAUAAAAGCCCCGCUGUUACUGCUACACCUUUUGUGUUAACUUUCUUUUAUUAUUAACAUCGUUUGCCCUGGUCAUCGAAUGCAGCUCCGAUUAUUCACAUUGUUUCCAUUAGAUAGCCUACGUUGUUUUGACUCGUUGCCAGCAAACGUGCUUGGAUAUUGCCAGUGGACAUGUUUCCGUUUUUCAGUUUUCUGAUCAACCUUAAGUUUUCGUAGUGAGUGAAAUCUGGCACGUGUUUUUAUUUAUGAAGCAUUUUAUAUGCUCAUAAAGCAUUAAUUAAAAUCGAGAAUUGGCUAUGUUUCCUUAGACGUCUUUGAAUGCAUAAUGAGCCAUCGUAAUCUCGAGACAAUCUGCAUUUCAAUUUAGAAUCAAUUGAUUUUGUCUGCUUUCUUGCUCCUACGUAACACUGACUUCGACAGACACUGGAAGUGUUAUGUCGCUGGAACCCAUCUUUGUCGUACAAUGGCCUCUUUGGCAUCUAAUUUUUGGAGUUAUUGCCAAAUGUUAAUGUCGAAUAAGCCCAGCAAGGAUUAUAACUGAGAAUGCGCGUCCGGAGUUAGCAGGAUUCUCUCAUUUGCUCAACACCUCAGUUGACGUGAAGACAAAAAGGCACACAGAGAAGAGGUCAACGACCCCUCUACCUGCAACAGUUCGUUGAUGGGUUGCAUUCAAGAGCGGAGCUCCUGAAGUUUUCCACAGUUCGGGAAGGUCGACACACUCCACCAAAAUGAACGAGCGACAGGCGCUCCACUCCAUCAUGAAGGACCUGGUGGCCCUGCAGAUGACCCGACGCCAGCCCCUGCCCGGGUACGACACGGGCAAGCCCAAGACCGCCAGCCCCACCAACCGACAGGAUGAUGUCAGAAUCAAGUUUGAGUUCAGCGGGGAAAGAAGGAUCCUGAUGUUUGGACGGCCGGUGCAGUUUGAUGAGGUCAAGCAGAAAGUGAAGACCGUGUUUGGCCAGCAGCUGGACCUGCACUACAUGAACAAUGAGCUGUCCAUCCCCCUGCGCAGCCAGGACGACCUGGACAAGGCCAUCGACCUGCUGGACCGCAGCUCCAACAUGAAGAGCAUCAAGAUCCUGCUGCUGACCCAGGAGCACAACAACGCCCCCUCCCCCUCCCAUGGCACUGUCUGCAAGCAGGUGCGCAUCAAGGCCUCUCAGUCCACUGGUGAUGUCAACACGGCCUACCAGUCCUCCGAGCCCAGGGGGCGCCAUCUCUCCAGCAGCUCCCAGAACACGGGGCGCAGCUCCCCGCCCCCCGGCUACGUGCCCGAGCGGCAGCAGCGCAUCGCCCGCCAGGGCUCCUACACCAGCAUCAACAGCGAGGGCGAGUUCAUCCCCGAGACCAGCGACCAGUGUGUGCUGGAGCCGUGGAGCAGUGCAGAGAACUCCGUGUCAGGCAGCUGCCAGUCACUCGACAGCAACUCGGACAGCCCCUCCUUCAGGAAAUCCCGGAUGCACAGGGCCAAGAGUUACCCGGACAACCGUCAGGAGUGUUCAGACCGUGAGAACCACAUCUACGAAAAGGUCGUGGCCAAAGGAGGAACGUAUCCGCGCAGGUACCACGUGUCCCUGCAGCACAAAGAUCACAGCGAAGGCCGGCGGACCUUCCCGCGGAUCCGGCGGGCGCAGGGGAACCUCUUCACCCUGGUGCCGUCGCGGCGGGCCCUGAACGACAGCGAGGAGAGCCUGGGCUCGGGCUGGCAGCUGGCGGACGCGCAGGGCCGACUGCGCCCGCAGGACCGCGGCAGCGUGCCCCACAAGUCCCCCAGUGCCCCUUUAACAUGGAGGCGGGGCAAGCUCCUGGGGCAGGGCGCCUUUGGGAGGGUCUACCUGUGCUACGACGUGGACACCGGCCGAGAGCUCGCCGCCAAGCAGGUGCAGUUCGACCCCGACAGCCCGGAGACCAGCAAGGAGGUGAGUGCUCUGGAGUGUGAGAUCCAGCUGCUGAAGAACCUCCACCACGAGCGCAUCGUGCAGUACUACGGCUGCCUGCGGGACCACAACGAGAAAACCCUCACCAUCUUCAUGGAGUACAUGCCCGGGGGGUCAGUAAAGGACCAGUUGAAGGCUUAUGGAGCUUUGACAGAAAACGUGACCCGGAAGUACACCCGGCAGAUCCUGGAGGGCAUGUCCUACCUACACAGCAACAUGAUAGUGCACCGGGACAUUAAAGGUGCCAACAUACUGCGGGACUCUGCUGGGAACGUGAAGCUGGGAGACUUUGGAGCCAGCAAGAGGCUUCAGACCAUCUGCAUGUCAGGCACCGGCAUCCGCUCUGUCACCGGCACCCCCUACUGGAUGAGCCCGGAAGUGAUCAGCGGGGAGGGCUAUGGCCGCAAGGCAGACGUGUGGAGUCUGGGCUGCACUGUGGUGGAGAUGCUGACGGAAAAGCCCCCCUGGGCGGAGUACGAAGCCAUGGCGGCCAUUUUCAAGAUCGCCACGCAGCCCACCAACCCCAUGCUGCCGUCCCACACCUCGGACCACACCCGCGACUUCGUGCGCCGCAUCUUCGUGGAGGCCAAGCACCGGCCGAGCGCCGAGGAGCUGCUGCGACACCCCUUCUCUCAGAUCCUGUGCUGAGGCUCGGGACUCUCGCCUGUGACGCUCAAACCCCCCCUGCCCCUCCCCCUCCCUCUCCCCAGGAACCACCGCAGCCACGCCUGCGCCGCUUCGCCACCGGAGAACAGGGGAGCGAAACCCGGCGGCGAAAGAGACACCGUGCGUCUCCAGCUGUCCACACAAGGGGGCACCGUGAACUUUUCGUAAGCGGCGAGAAGCAGGUUGACAAACUUUACGUGCCAGAAGGGAGCAGUUGUGGCCCAUUUGUCCCGGAAAGGCUGGAUCGUGUCUGCUUUUGACAGACUCCCUUUGUGGUUUUCGAGGACGGCCCUUGCUCCCCUGUCCGUUUAAGUGCCUUAGUUACCCACAGAUCCUUGCUGCUGGGGGUGCGCUCGUUUGAGCUGACAGCAUCUGCAAGGUGGACAGUGUACAUAUGUACAUAUUUAUAUUUGUUGCUUUUCGUAUGUAUAAAAUGGCUAAAGUCCCAAAGCUAGCUGUUUGGCUUCAGCUCUGUGGCCCAGGUGGGCUCCGUCAGUGUUGCCAGGUGUGCGGAUACACACCCAGUCUCCGUUACGUCCUCCCGUCCUCUCACCAGUCAGAGACUUCCCUCGCUGCUGACACAGCUUUGCACUCCAAUAUGGCAGCCCUCUGAAAUAAUCUACGGAUAUACUAAACGUCGUUUCUUCUUUUUAUUCAUUCCUUUAUUUUAUUUUUUUUUAUUCCUUUUCAUUUAUUUAUUUUGUUACAAUUUGGCAACUCAAGUAGGAUGAGACCCAAAGUAGGAUCAAAGUAGGAUUUUUCACCUCAGUCUCCCAAGUCUUUCACUUGAGUACUAUCCUGACCCCUGUAUGACACGUGAGCACCCGACUGCAGCAUCCUGAAGGUGGGGCUGUGGUUACUGUGGUGUACUGCGUUCAGCAAUCAGCAGAGGCAGGGGUCCUGAGACCUACCUACCUACCACAGCCUUACAGCGGAUGGAUGACUGUGCCUUAAACCCCUUUUCUGUUCGCCAUUCCUCUAUCACAAAGAGAGACUAGAGGGGGUUGGGCCUGCUUGCCCCCUUCCAGUCCUCUGCUUUGUUCCUAAGCUCUCGGGAUUAAAGUUUUCUCCGCAGUCUUAAGUGCCGAAGAGUCUCACAGAAAGACGAGAGAGGGAAGCAGAGAGCACAUUCUCUUCCCUGACGACCAAAUGACCGGGAAAGGUGAUCAAAUACAGAGUCACGUUAAAUGAGUGUUUGCUCUGUACCGAGAGGUUUUCUUUAAGGAAAAAAAAAAGUGUUUUGGGUAGGCGCUUCAGAAAGCCACCUAUGUACUGUCCAUUUGAUGGAAAGGGCUAGUUUAUUGAGACUAGCCCCUCUCGUAUCAACACUCCAUUAACUUUAUUUUGUUUUCCGUGUGUGUGUGUGUGUGUGUGUGUGUGCCUGUGUGUACGUGUGUGUGUGUGUGUGUGUGUGUGUUAUUUUGGUUUGAAAUGCACUUUUUUGAGUAAAUGAAUGUUUCCCUUUUUUUUAUUCUUGUUUUUUCUGUUUCAGUCUUUUAUCAUUUAAUGUGAAGUUUCAUUUAUUUAUCUCCCCUUGUUCAUUAAGUGGAUUUUUUUUUGCUAUAAAUAUACAUGUCUAAAUAUAUUUUUUAUAUAUUGACUCUAGACUGUUUUAAAUCUAAUGAUGCCUCUAGAAAAUGACAGAGAAAUGAAAUUGUUGAAGCAGCUGGUUUUGCAGAGAUUCCACCAUGGAUUUAUUAACAGUAUAAAGGUCCAGGUGAGAACACACUCUGAAUAUCCUGUUCGCUCUGUGUUGUGCACAUAUGCCAUGGGUCAGUUAUAAUGGGUCUACUCAGCCCUGUAGGACUAUGUUUCUAUAUUGUCUACAGUCUUUUUUUUCACCCACUUCUCUAGCCCUUCUCUUGUUUGAACCAUUUUAGCUCCCAAUUUUUGAGUGCUGGCAGGCUAAAAGAGAUUAUAUUUUUCCAGAACCAAAAAUCAAGUUUUGUUCAGAGCAUUUCCUUGGCAAUACAGAUGCUGUAAUUCCUUGCGAUUAGGGAGUCUCUGCUCUGUACAGUAGUAAUGGCCAAUUGAUUCAGCAAUACUUACCCUAAAACCAGAAGGAUGUGGGCUCAAAUCCUAACUAUGUAAUAUCCGAGAUUUCUUUUAAUAGAGACCCACCACCACUCUACUUAAGUGUUAUUAAAAGGGGACAAGAGUUCAGAAGUUGAACCGUGCAGAACCGUACAGGCAAAACCUGAAUCUGCAGUCGAGUCCCCCGCCACAAUUUCCGACGGAACUGAGCCAAUCGGGAGAUUUCAGAGUGUGCUUCCUUCCACCCGGCGUGACGAUUUUGUUUAGCCCAGGGCUUGUGUGACGGAGCCCCUCCCACUCGGAGGCCAGAGUUACAGGGGCGGAGCAAUGCGUCUGUCUCUGGGCUGAGACGCAUCAUCCCCUGGAUAAAACUAAUGUUGUGUGGCUGCUACAUUCAAGGGCAAAUGAUCAGUAUUACAGAUGUUCCAGUGAAAUCAAACCAAAGGAAUGCCUUUUUUGCACAAGAAACCCUGGGGUAAUCAAAAGAAUAUGAACCAGUAGUUUAUAAUGUAAUAUGAAUAUAUGUAUAUAUAAUAUGUAUAUCGACUGGGGACUUGCAGUGCAAAGUCCGGUGUAUCAAAUUUAUUUACAAUAAAAAUGAAUUAUAUGUUUA